AUGGGAAGCGCAGAGGCUGAACUUGAGCGCCGCCGAGAACGUGGUCGGCGAGCGCAAGCCGCAUUCCGCCAACGCAAAGCCAAGCUAUCCAGUGAUUUAGAGGAGCGGAAUCUCCAGCUGAUACAGGGCAUUGAGAGGCUGGUCAGCGUCGCCACGGGCGAAGAGCGCCCCGAAGUUCUCGCCGCGAUCAAUUACCUUGCUGACGCCGCCGGACUCGACACCAAAGUGCCCCCUCGGCACCAGCAACAGACCCCAACAGACUCAGAGAAGGACGGAUCGAGCCAGUCAGGCAUCCUUAAAGAGGAUGUCGUUUUUGACCUCGCGACCAGGGGCACGGUACAGAACCGGUACCAGGAGAUCGCCCCGUCCACUCCCAGCCGUCUGGACUGCGGCAUGUGGGUUGAUCCCACCCACUACAUGAGAGUAUCCCUCCCCCCAGACGACAUCAUACCCUACAUUGGCUCCGGCGCGGACACAUUUGCCGGCCGCCUCUUUUGGUCGGUCAUGGAACACAGCCAGAGCGGGUGCACCGGACGCCACGUCCACCCGCGGCUGUCGGAUCUCAUGUCGAAGGCGGUGGACCACUGCAAGGUCACGCAGGAAGUCAACCUAAGCUUCGUCAAGGCCAUGGCGCAGGCGAGGCUCGAGUUCAAGAACACGGGGUCCAUCAGCCCGAGAAAUGCAGCCGCGGGCGAACCCGACCUGGGUAUGGUCAUUUGCGAGCGGAUAAAAAGGGACUACUUGGAGAGAGGCAAGAAUCCAGACGUUUGGCUGCCCAGUGUGGCCAUUGAAGCGCAUUUGAGACGAAGAAUCGACGACCCUGCCGCGUUCCGGCUUCUGGAAGUGGCUGCGAGGGGAGAGGGUGAUCCUACCCUACGUGCCUUGCUCGAGAACAUUCAAUGCAGGCUCUUUGAUAACACGAUAUGCUUUGGCGAUGGGCCAAGGUGGCAUGUCGAUGUGGUGGAUUGUUUGUUUCUUGAAUGGAUGGAGAGGACAUCAAGUUCAAGGUUUUGA
Messenger RNA from Clonostachys byssicola, 1014 nucleotides. The record is from the annotation of a GenBank genome assembly. NCBI's taxonomy places the organism in Eukaryota, Fungi, Ascomycota, Sordariomycetes, Hypocreales, Bionectriaceae.